This is a messenger RNA of Antechinus flavipes (yellow-footed antechinus), 2634 nucleotides long. RefSeq names its product phosphatidylinositol glycan anchor biosynthesis class H (gene PIGH). Gene Ontology annotation, biological process: GPI anchor biosynthetic process. Bases 88 to 654 code for a protein of 188 amino acids. Gene Ontology annotation, cellular component: glycosylphosphatidylinositol-N-acetylglucosaminyltransferase (GPI-GnT) complex. The transcript is spliced from 4 exons. Lineage: Eukaryota; Metazoa; Chordata; Mammalia; Dasyuromorphia; Dasyuridae. The record is from RefSeq and is a predicted model, not a curated record.
GCGGGGCCGAACCUUUCUCCUUUUCGGAAGUGCGUAAAUGACAAGAGGGCGUGGCUUGGCUGCGAGGGUAGCGUGAGAUCAGGGGCUAUGGAAGAGCAGCGCAACUUCUCGGACAUAGACGGCGGGCACCUGGCUCUCCAGCGCCGCUAUUACUCCCCCUCCUGCCGGGAGUUCUGCCUCAGCUGCCCGAGGCUCUCGCUGCGCUCGCUCACCGCCGCCACCUGCACUGUGUGGCUGGUGGCCUACGGGCUCUUCACUCUCUGCCAGAACAGCAUGGUCCUCUCUGCUGCUAUCUUCAUCACUCUUCUAGGGUUGCUUGGUUACCUCCAUUUUGUGAAGAUUGAUCAAGAAACCCUACUGAUCAUUGGCUCUCUUGGCAUCCAAAUGACUUCAUCCUAUGCCUCAGGAAAAGAGAGUACAACUUUCAUUGAGAUGGGCAAAGUGAAGGAUGUUGUCAUCAAUGAAGCCAUUUAUAUGCAAAAGGUGAUCUACUACCUGUGUAUUUUACUGAAGGACCCAGUAGAACCACAGGGAGUGUCACAAGUAGUGCCUGUCUUCCAGAGUGCCAAGCCCCGACUGGACUGCUUGAUUGAAGUAUACAGGAGCUGUCAAGAGAUCUUAGCGCACCAGGAAGUCACGUCAGCAAGCUCAUGAGUCCCAUCUAGCAGACUUCCAUCCUGCUUCCUGUCAAGAUAAUUCCAGAAUCUGGAGCCAUUCAUUUGUUUGGGCCAGUUGUGUAUCACAUGGCAGCAUGGUGUAGUGGAGAAUGUGCUGGCCUUGUACUCAAGAACACUUAUGUUUGAGUUCUCCUUCUGGGCCCUGUGAGCCUACGGAAGUGCCAGACCUCGGAGGGCCUCAGGUAGGGCAGUUACCGGCCUUGGGAGAGGAAGAAUCACAGCCACAGUCCUGAAUGACAAGUGCCAGAUCAUCAGCAAAACCUAGCCAUGAUGACCCACAUGGAAGUCGGGAAGUGUAGAGGAUUAGAAUAAGUGACAGACUGAAUGGAUCAUAGCUUUACCACGGAUCCAUUAUGUGAAGUUAUACAGGUCAUUUUUGUUAAUUUUCCUUUCUAUAUAGCGGGAACAGUGUCAUAGUUUUAUAUUGCCUUCAGCACCUUAAAACUGCUUGUUGAAAGGAAUGAAUGAAUGUGAAAUGGACAUAAUUAUAUUCCAUAUCACUGUGUGGGGAGAGGUAAAAUAUAAGGGAGAUGAGAAUGAAGUCAAGUCCUUUGGAAGAAAGGAGUCAGAUUGAAACAAGGGGGUAUUAUGAAAGUGAUUAUAAAUAAAACAGAACUGGGAAAAUUUAUAUGUUUUGCUUUCUCUUUAUAGUGGAGAGAAUUAUGGAAGAAUUCUGAGAGCAGAAUCUUUUAAUAGCUCUUUUUCAUAGCUCAUGAUUAGAGGGAAUGAGUGAUAAGUCAAAAAUUGAUGAUGUAUUUGCAAAAAUAACCAGAAAGUCUCUGGUCUUCAGGUUCUUUCGAUAUCACACUUGACCCAACUCUAAGAUGUGAGUUCCAUUUUCGAUAAUGCUAGGCAGUAGAGUUUGACAGAUCAAAUAAGUUGGUGCAAACCACAUUUCUUUACAAUUCUAGAGGUUUAUUCUUCCCUAAAUAGUGUGUCCUAAGGAGUCAAAUUUUAGAUAGAAUUCUGAGGUUCUUUAUGACUAUAACUUCUCUCCUAUGAUAUUUGAGAGACUAAACAACUCAGAAUCAUAGAAUUGGAAGGAACUUCAGAAGCCCAAAAGAAAUUUCCCCCCAGUACUGAUAUACUGUUGGUGGAACUGUGAAUGGAUCCAACCAUUUUGGAGAGCAGUUUGGAACUAUGCUCAAAAAGUUAUCAAUCUGUGCAUACCCUUUGAUCCAGCAAUGUUACUACUUAUAUCCCAAAGAGAUCUUAAAGGAGGGAAAGGGACCUGUAUGUGCAAAAAUGUUUGUGGCAGCCCUGUUUGUAGUUGGGUAGACACUGGAAACUGAGUGGAUGCCCAUCAAUUGGACAAUGGCUGAAUAAAUUGUGGUAUAUGCAUGCUGUGGAAAACUAUUGUUCUGUAAGAAAAGAUGAGCAGGAUGAUUUCAGAGAGGCUUAGAGAGACCUACAUAAACUGAUACUAAGUGAAAUGAGCAGAACAAGAAGAUCACUACACACAGCAACAAGAAUACUAUACUACAAUCAAUUCUGAUGGACAUGGCUCUCUUCAACAAUGACAUGAUUCAAACCAGUUCCACUUGUUCAGUGGUGAAGAGCACCAUCUACACUCAGAGAGAGAACCAUGGGAACAGAGUAUGGACCACAACAUAGCAUUCCUACUCUCUCUGUUGUUAUUUGCUUGCAUUUCGUUUUCUCAAUUUUUUCUUUUUCUUCCUUCUUGAUCUGAUUUUUCUUGUGCAACAAGAUAACUUUAUAAAUAUGUAUAAUAUAUUGGCUCUAACAUGUAUUUCAACAUAUUUAACAUGUAUUGGACUACCUGCCAGCUCGGGGAGGGGAAAAUUUGGAACAAAAAGUUAUGCAAGGGUCAAUGUUAAAAAAAAUUACCCAUGCAUAUGCUUUGUAAAUAAAAAGCUUUAAUUUAAAAAAAAUGUAAGAAAAAGAAAUCCCUCUCCCCCCCAUGAAUAAAUAAAACAUUUAAUAAGUGCUUACUAUA